Messenger RNA from Stylophora pistillata, 7171 nucleotides. RefSeq lists its product as uncharacterized. The record is from RefSeq and is a predicted model, not a curated record. Gene Ontology annotation, biological process: regulation of gene expression. NCBI's taxonomy places the organism in Eukaryota, Metazoa, Cnidaria, Anthozoa, Scleractinia, Pocilloporidae. Gene Ontology annotation, cellular component: super elongation complex; nucleus.
CCUCCGGAUUCUUAGCGGAUCCUAAACUGCCUAGAUUUUGUUUAGUGGGGAAUCGAAUAUGUAGGGUUAGAAAAGAAAGGCUUCAAAAAACGCUAACUUCCUCUCGAAUUGUCUGAGGAGUCACCUCUAUCCUUCACCGCCUAAGUGCUGGUUCUUCGCGUCUGGUUAAUCUUCGCCCUUCGACUACUAACUGUUGAUGUACUUUCCGAGAGUGGCGAAAUUUCCUAAUAUAUUGGGCACUACUGUUCCUGCCUUUUCCCAUCUUCCACUGAGAUUUUUCGUGUUAUGAGUCGGCUUGAGACUGAUCUGAGAAGCACUGGUUUUCACUCUAGGGGAAUGUCGUCUGGAUUAUUGCACAAUCUUGCGCAGAAUUUCUCCUAUGCUGAACAUUAACAAAUACUUUGUACAAUUUUGGAUUGGAGACAUACUUGGUGGAAAAGUGAAGCUGCACAGGUGAUAAAAUGUUAGCUAUUCAUGAGCGCGAGAGGAAAGAAGCACAACAAGAGAGGGCAAAAUUACGGAGACAGCCUUCAAACACUGGCAACCUCCCCCUAUUUGCCGAACCCAGGAAGGUUCAACCAUCAGCUCAGGACGCCCUUCAGCAAAAAAUCCAGGCUACGCUUGGAACAUAUGACACCAUUGCACCGGUUCUCCAACAUCACAAUCAUUUGAUCGGAAUUCCAAGACUUCCACCAACACCUGUUGAAGGGCAGAAGUUUGUGUUUGAUCGCCACAAAGCCAAAGAUGCUAAAUCAUCUCCCAAGAACCACAAACUAAAUGGAGUCAUAAAUAGCGCUGGACACUUGGCCACUAAAUCUCCCCUCACAAAGUCUAAUAACACAAUUCCUCCCUCCAGGAACUCAACUCUAAAUCUUUCAAAAUCUCCAACUCUGAGUAAUGAAGCUAUCACCUCUAAAUCAGCUGAUGCAAGGAAAGUUCUGUCAAAUAUAAAAUCCCCAACUGUUAAGGAAGCAGCUGUAUCAAAACAAACCAAUUCAAAGAAGACUUUAACACACCUGAAAUCUCCACCUGGGAAGGAAGCUACAACUGUCAAAGCAGUUGAAUCAAAAAAGACGUCAUCACAGCUAAAAUCACCCACCCUUAAUAAUGGUACACUUACGAAAUCAGCAGAGAUGAAAAAGACUGACAUGAAGCCAGUUGUCAAUGGCAAUGUUAAACCUCGGCAAAAUGUUGAAAAGGAAAAGGAUAAAUCGGUCACAAAAGUUAAAGGGAUAAAGGAUGAGAAAAGCCUUCCCGAGGACCUGAACAGUGACCUUCACAAAGGCCAGAACCAAAAGUCAAAUCCAGCCUCAAAGGGGAAACCUCCGAAAAUCAAACUCUCCUUGCCUGACAGGAAUCUACCCGUGUCUUCUGUCAAGCAAGAAAACCUUUCCAUGAGUGAUCAUCCAACCAAUGUGGAAAAGAUCAUUGAGGAGAUGCAACAGGUGGCUCCACCUCUUACAGGGAUCCACACCCCAAUCAAAGGAGGGAGCUCUAUCUUUGCCUUUCAUCGUAAUAGUAUUCAAGAACCUUCAGUGCUUCCAGUUUUACCAACAAAGAGAAAACCAAGCGAAAGCACUGAAGGCAAGAAAGACAGUGGGAAUGAUGUGGUUCUGUUGGACGAUGACCUAGUCCUUACUGAUGACAGCGAUGAUGAACAUGAUAACCCAGUUACGCACACUUCACCCUCAAAGACUGAGAGGAAUGCACAUCGUCGCUCCCAUUCAACAUCAUCAAGUGGAAGCAGCAGUGACGACAGUGACUCAGACAGCAGCGAUAGUGAUAGUGAUUCUAGUGCUUCUGACUCAAACAACAAUACUAAAGACAAACCAAGGAAAUCUCCCGUUCAUGUAGCUUCAUCCUCUCCAAAGCAUACAAGUGGACGUAACUGGGGUUUAAACCAUAUUGCCAAUGCACUUAAUCAGUCAUCACCAUCGCAAACCACUAAGACAAAACCAAGUCCAUCAGCUGCAAACACGGUUGGAGGAGACGGUGUCCGUGGAAACCAGGUUGCUCCUGCUGCUAAUUCAAAUAUGAGCUGUCUUAACUCUCAUGUCGCGAGAAGCCCUGUGGCAGCGGCAUCCGAGGAUAGUUUUUUAUCAUUUGCGGAAGGCCUUUUUGACCUCAGCUCGGACUUAAAAAAUGGAGUGGACAUUGAGUCAUUAACAGCUAAGCUUGACCUUCCCCUUCCAGCAGAAAUGAGUGAAGGCUCAGCUGAACCAGUAAGUGCUCUUCCUGUUGAAGAUAGUGCAACAACUCUGAAGACGCAACAACCCAAGAAUGACAAGAAGGUAAAAAGGAGAUCUUCCAAUGUGGAGUCCAAGUUGAAUACGAGCCAGGAGAAAGGUCCAACCAAAUACUCACCGAAAAAACCUGCUAACUCCAAGAAAACAGACUCUGUCAAAAACUCUACAAAUCUCAAAGUUAGCAAUGGUUGUACUGAUGAUAGUGCUAAAAAGGUCACUAAAACAACAAAAACACCAAAUGGAAUAGUCACAAAAAAAUCGUUCAAAAAGAUAUCUGAAACAAAGGGUGUUAGUAAAACUUCUGUGAGUAAUGAAGCAGUGAGGGAGACCAGUGAAGUUGUUGAUGAUGAGGAUAUUUUUGUGGAUAUUGUUAGCAUUGAGCCAAGUCCAGGAAGUGACAAUAAAAAGGUAGAAGUCAAGCAGACAGCAAAAUCAAAAGAGACUGAAAAUCCUAAAGGAGUAAAAAAGAAACCUGUGACAACAAAUGGCCUUAGUAAGCAUGUGAAUGGUGAUGGACUAUUAUCAAGUUUGAUAUCAACAAAUGGAACUAAAGAUAUUUUGGGGAAGAAUGUUGAAAUAACAUAUGAUGAAGUCAACAAGCCAGAGUCUCUUAUAGUAAAAAUUGACUUGUCACUGCUGAAAAGGAUACCACAGCUUGCAAGUAACAUUCCACCCAAACAUUCAGUUUUGUCACCCACAGUUGAAACCAAUGGCAGCAGAGAUGCGAUAAAUUCUCCAGAAGUGAAGAUUCCAAAGCGAAAAUUAUUAGAUGUAAAGCCGGUAGAACAGGAAGUUUCCAAGAAAGUGAAAAGUAACAGUGAGGAUGCUAAUAGCAGAACAAAACCUCAUGAGCAAUCGUUGAGUUCAAGCGGUAACAACACUCGACCUCCCAAGGAUGGAACAAGGAAGCGCAGUCCAAGCCAGGAGAAAGAUUCUCAUCGAAUUAAGCGCCAGAAACAAGACAAUGAAAAUAGCAAAGAUCAUGAUUCUUCACCCGGUUUUCAGAAUGGCUCUGUCAAUGAAAAUGGAAUGGAUUUAGUGGAUAAUGGUGUCAUUUCUCACACAUGCUUGUGCAACAAAACCAGCAAUGUUGAAAAGAAGAGAGAAGUUGACAUUUCUAGGUUUUAUGAUCCAGAACCCAAAGUACCUUAUGGACCAGACCACUACCUUGCAGAGGCCAAGAGGCUCAAACACAAAGCUGAUUCCUCUACUGACAAGGAAGCUAAAGCCUUCUUGUAUGUUGAUGCUGUCUUGAACUUUGCAAGAUGUGGAAAAGCUAUUGAACAAAAUGAAUGCAACGAGUCAGAGUCACGUUCAGCAUUUCAAAUGUACUCUGAGACGCUGGAUCUUCUCAGGUACACAAUGCGCAACUUUGUCAACAGAUACACUCACCGAUCAGACCGAGUUCCUGAUAAAAGACUUUCUGUUUUAUGCAUGAGAAUUCAAUCCCUUUUGUACAUGAGGCUCUACAAAUUGAGGAAGGAUGGUGUAAUGAGAAAUGUUAAGAUGGUUGCGGAGCAUUUUAAGGGUCCUCCCAAAAGUACCCAGGCUCCUUCACCUUAUACAUCAAACACAAAGACAACUGGCACCCCAUCACCUUUGUCACCUACACCAUCCCCAUCCGGCAGUAUUGGUAGUGUAGGAAGCAGUGGCAGCAAUGAAACUAUGACCACGCCAUCGCGAAAUAGUAAGCCCUCCACUGGUUCUAAUGCAAUUACGUCGCCAGUGAAUGUCUGCAUUCCACAGAAGAUUCACUCCAUGACACAGCAGCAUAUUCUACAGGUCAACAACUUGGUUUACAGUCAAGAUUUGUGGGACCAGGCCCAACCCCUUGUGCUUGAAUUCAGAGAUUUCUUUAUGGAUCUGGAUCGUAACUGUGGACCUCUAACCCUUCACAGUUCAAUUGUCCACUUGUGUGAGUACAUUCAAGAUGGGUUGAGGAGACUCCAGGAAUUACUGCAAUCAGAAAAGGCGUCUAAUUGCAAAGCUGCAGUUGAAUAAUUGAACAGAUCCAUUGUAAAUUAUCCUUAAAAGCACAGAACCAAGUGGAAUUUUGGACAUACAGUGUACACACUCAUGCAUUGAACCGAGGUACAGCUCCAUCUCAAUAAACAAAGGGUAUAUUAAUGACAGCAUAGUUCAUUUACUGUUAAUGAAGUAUAUUUAGAAAUAAAAUGCUUGGGCAAGCUUUACACAACAUGUAGAUGUUUUAUUGGUGAGAGCAAUUAUAGAUAAUUAUUAUAGCACCCAGUGGGAGGUAUAUGGCAAUAGUGUUUGCAUUAUAUUAAUAAUGAUAUUUGGCAUGAGUCGUUUCUCAGAGAAGUUAACAAAGUAAGAGUAUUAUUCCUUGUAAUUUGCUAUAUUUUGUAGAAUACAUGCAGUAUUUUUUCAUAUGGAAUAAAUAAAUACAAAUGAACAAGAAAACAUGCAAAUAGAGUAUAUCCUUAUCUCAGCUAUCAGGCCAGUCAGAAGAAGAAAAUAUAUGUUGUUUUUUAGUAAACAUGUAAUGUCUUUGUGGGGAUCUUGGUGGCGUGGCCUCACCCCAUGGAAGUUGGGAAGGCAAAAAUCAAUAAACUUCUUGUCAAAAUUUUGAAAAGUAUGGGAAGUGAAUGUUGAAAUCUUAGACCUUGCUACGGUAAAGGUUGAUAUUAUGAGAAAAAAUAACAUUCCGAAUGGAAGCAUUACCACAACCACACAUUUGUGAGUUACCUAUCUGUCAAUUGUUGCAAGAGAUUUUGAGAUAUGCUGGGCGAAAGCUUGCUAUGCUUUACCACGAUCCUCACGAUGCCUCAAAAUAGUUUUAGCUUAAACUGGUUGUGCACUGCAGAAUUUAUGAAGAGGCAAAGAAACUUAGAGAAGCUGGACAGUUGUCGUAGAUGAGACGUACGACUUUUUUUUUCCUUUGGUUAGAGUAAGGCUGCAUCUUAAACGUCCUCUCAUUUUAGGGUUUUGCUGUCUCCUCUAUCUGUAGGUUUGUUUUAAUUUAAACUUCCUCAAUUUCAUGGUGGAACUAUCCAAGUGUUAUGAAAAGAAAGUAGCCGUGAAUAGUCCUGCUUUUUAAAGUCACCUGUCUUCUAUUUUUGUUUCAUUUCUCUACUUACCUUUGCCAACCUUCAUUAGUAAACAUUUAGCUUUCUUACUCAAAGAAUAGGCUAUAUAUACACACACGCACACACACACACACGCACGCACGCAACUUUUGCAUCGCACAAAUGAAUCUUUUAAAGCUCGUUUUCAAUUUUAGUUUUCUGGGAUAUAAAGGAGGCGAAAGUUUUGAUUUGAAAUCUGUAAACAGCUCGCAUCAUGAAUAAGGUUGGUUAUGUUCUUGAAAAAUUCCUCGCCAAGAACUGGAAUGAUGAACCUCAUCUUCUUGUAAUGCCUUAUAACGAAAAUUUGACAAAGAAUUCUUCAGACCUCUUCAGUUUUUUUUGUUUUUUGUUUUUUUUCUGUCGUGUAGAGAGUAAUGUUUAAGCUGCAGCUGGUUCAAAAAUUUUUCACACCUCAGCAGGUGUUCUUUUGACACGCCUUUUAAUCUUAACCAGUUAAAAAGUCCUGCGUUAAGAAGGCCUCUUUUUCUUUGCGCACAGAGAUAUUUUUUUUAAGCUUCCUUCUGAUUGGAUCUCUCUGCUGUCCGUAUUUGGAAAUGUAUGUCACGUGAUAAUAAUUUAGAGCUGAUCGCACACAAGUUUAAAACUACACCAAUCUGAAGCUGAAAGCAUUGGACACUAAUUAAUCAUAGAGUUUAUCAUUUGUAGUAAGAAUGUUAUCAGAUCGAUUACAGGUCUUUAUUUUAGUACACCAUUGACCAAAUUUAGGAAAGAAAUUCAAGUGAAAAUUAGAGAUUUUUAAUUUCAAAUAUAUUUCCGGGUUGUUAGCCCUUUAUUUUGGGGAUUAUGUUUCUCUGAAUAGAAUAUUUAAAUCUUGGGAAAGUAUUUAACCGUUAAAAGUUCUUAGAAAGAGUUGCAGAAAAAAAAAAAAUUAACAACAAAACAUUUUGUAUGUUAUUCAUGCCUACUCUGGUAAGGGGCUUAUUCUAUGAGUUGGGAGGGGAGGGUGAGUAGUUGAUGGUGCUUAGCAGGGCCUCGUAUUAAAGACAUAAUCUUCACAGCUUUUCUUGAUAUAAGUAGAGAUCAUUAAGUCAUUGACUAGACAAACACAAGUGUAUUUCUGGUAUUUUUGAGAAGUGGAACUAUUUUUUACGGCGGUAAUUUUUUACUCGUGUUGUUUUUCUCGCUUUUUUAGGGGCUCCUUGUUUGUUCUUUGUGGUAAUUUCAUAUUACGAUCAUUUUCGUACCGACUUCAAGUAUUUUAGUGUUCGUUUGUAAUGAUGCAUGAGUUAGAGCCACGUUGAGCCCAUUUUGUAGACUUUCGCCACAAGAAUUAUUCAUGCAAAGCUGUGAAGAAUUGUCGUUUUCAAUACUUUUUUUCUUUUCUAAAAUGGGGAUUAAGUUGUUAUUAAAGCUUGAAGUAUUUGGAUCACAACUCACAAUCAAUAAUGUUUCAUUUUCAUAUCGACUCUUGACACAGUUAAAAUAAGUCAGAUUAAAGGAGUUGACCCGCUUUGGAAAAGAGAAUUUUUAAGGCCUCAUCAAACAAGUUUCCUCGCCAUCCAAAAGCUUUUUGGAGGGUGGAAAAUUCAUUUCAUUGGAGAAUUUUAUUGACUUGCCGUCAAUCGCGGAAACUGGGUUGAAUCAUGUUAUCAGGAUAAGUUCUCUUGAUACUGUUGAAAAAGAAAUCUUUCCGUGGUUGUUUGAAAACAAAACAAAAUAUUGCGUGUGUUCUAGUUUUGUUUGCUUCAAAUGUGAAGUUAAUCCGCAGUUAGUUGAAGGUCUGUAGAUUUUCUUGAACAGUAGUUAAUCUCUAUGAGUUGUACUUUCGUUCUUCUGUCUGUCUGUGAACUGAGGUAAUAAAAUUAUGGCAUACUG